GUCCCUCCUGGCUUCCCGUUCUUCAGGCCCGGCGGGCGAGGUUAGCCAAGGCCGCCAUAUUGAAUAAGCAAUCCGGCCUCUGAGGGGGUUGGUGAGGUACAGGCAGUUCUGCAGAGCGGCUUCGGCGGCUCCAGGGAGAAGGUGAGGCCGUGAGAGCGUGAGAAAGCUGAGGUUCCCCUUGCCGUAGCAGUUGAUUUCUUGACGACACUGUUUCUUCUGGCCCAGGUGACUCAUUCUACUCUUGUCCUUGAGUGGGCGCUUCGUCCCACCCCGCCUCCCCCGGAAGCCCCUAGGGCCGGCAGCAGUAUGUUAAGGAUACCUCUAAGAAGGGCCUUAGUCGGCCUUUCUAAGUCUUCUAAAGGAUGUGUUCGAACAACUGCCACAGCAGCAAGCAACUUAAUUGAAGUAUUUGUUGAUGGUCAACCUGUCAUGGUGGAACCAGGAACUACCGUCCUUCAAGCUUGUGAGAAGGUUGGCAUGCAGAUCCCUCGAUUCUGUUAUCAUGAAAGAUUGUCUGUUGCUGGAAACUGCAGGAUGUGCCUGGUUGAAAUUGAGAAAGCUCCUAAGGUUGUAGCUGCUUGUGCCAUGCCAGUAAUGAAAGGUUGGAAUAUCCUGACAAACUCAGAGAAAUCUAAGAAAGCCAGAGAAGGUGUGAUGGAGUUCUUGUUAGCAAAUCACCCACUGGACUGUCCUAUUUGUGACCAGGGAGGUGAAUGUGAUCUGCAGGACCAGUCCAUGAUGUUCGGAAGUGAUAGGAGCCGAUUUUUAGAGGGGAAACGUGCUGUGGAGGACAAGAAUAUUGGGCCAUUGGUAAAGACCAUCAUGACUAGAUGUAUACAAUGUACUCGCUGCAUCAGGUUUGCAAGUGAGAUUGCAGGAGUAGAUGAUUUGGGAACAACAGGCAGAGGAAAUGAUAUGCAAGUUGGCACAUACAUUGAAAAGAUGUUCAUGUCUGAACUGUCUGGAAAUAUCAUUGAUAUCUGCCCUGUAGGUGCCCUGACCUCUAAGCCCUAUGCUUUUACUGCCCGCCCUUGGGAAACUAGAAAGACAGAAUCCAUUGAUGUCAUGGAUGCGGUUGGAAGUAAUAUUGUGGUAAGCACAAGAACGGGAGAGGUGAUGAGGAUUUUACCGAGGAUGCAUGAGGACGUCAAUGAAGAGUGGAUCUCUGAUAAAACCAGAUUUGCCUAUGAUGGGCUAAAACGUCAAAGACUUACCGAGCCGAUGGUCAGAAACGAAAAGGGGCUUUUAACCUAUACCUCCUGGGAGGAUGCACUCUCUCGUGUAGCUGGAAUGUUGCAGAGUUUUCAAGGCAAUGAUGUGGCAGCAAUUGCAGGUGGCUUGGUGGAUGCCGAAGCCCUAGUAGCUCUCAAAGAUUUGCUUAAUAGAGUGGACUCUGACACCUUGUGCACAGAAGAGGUCUUCCCCACUGCAGGAGCUGGCACAGAUUUGCGUUCCAAUUAUCUUCUUAAUACUACAAUUGCUGGUGUGGAAGAGGCAGAUGUUGUCCUUCUGGUUGGUACAAAUCCACGUUUUGAGGCACCACUAUUUAAUGCUAGAAUUCGAAAGAGCUGGCUUCACAAUGACUUAAAAGUGGCCCUUAUUGGCAGCCCAGUGGAUCUCACUUAUAGAUAUGACCAUCUGGGAGAUUCUCCCAAAAUUCUUCAAGACAUUGCUUUCGGUAGCCAUCCAUUCAGCCAGGUAUUACAUGAAGCUAAAAAACCAAUGGUGGUUGUAGGCAGUUCUGCACUCCAGAGAAGUGAUGGGGCAGCAAUUCUUGCAGCUGUUUCCAACAUUGCUCAGAAGAUUCAGACGAGUAGUGGUAUUGCUGGUGAUUGGAAAGUUAUGAAUAUCCUUCAUAGGAUUGCAAGCCAGGUAGCUGCUUUGGAUCUUGGGUAUAAACCUGGGGUGGAAGCAAUUCGUAAGAACCCUCCCAAAGUGCUGUUUCUCCUGGGCGCAGAUGGAGGUUGUAUCACUCGACAGGAUUUGCCAAAGGAUUGUUUCAUUAUUUAUCAAGGACAUCAUGGUGACGUUGGCGCUCCUAUAGCUGAUGUUAUUCUCCCAGGUGCCGCUUACACAGAGAAAUCUGCUACUUAUGUCAAUACUGAGGGCCGAGCUCAGCAGACUAAAGUAGCAGUGACACCUCCUGGCUUGGCAAGAGAAGACUGGAAAAUUCUAAGAGCCCUCUCUGAGAUUGCAGGUAUGACUCUUCCAUAUGAUACUCUGGAUCAAGUAAGGAACAGAUUGGAAGAAGUCUCUCCUAAUCUUGUUCGAUAUGAUGAUGUCGAAGGAGCCAAUUAUUUCCAGCAAGCAAAUGAGCUCUCCAAGCUAGUGAACCAGCAGCUUCUUGCUGAUCCGCUUGUUCCACCUCAGCUAACAAUAAAAGACUUCUACAUGACAGACUCAAUUAGCAGAGCUUCACAGACAAUGGCCAAAUGUGUCAAAGCUGUCACAGAGGGUGCCCAGGCAGUAGAGGAACCAUCCAUAUGCUGAAACUUCUACUAGGAACCCCAUUUUGUUACAAAUAAUUAAUGGACAGUUAUGUUGGAGUGAUCUCCUACAGGUUUAUUCUUUAAAAAAUAAUCUGAAUGAUGUAAUAUUUAAGGUCGUACCUUGCUUAUUUGAAAAUGAUACUGCAAUUAUCAGUGAACUUUGAGGUUUCAAAGACAUUUAUGUAUUGUGUGUAAACGUUAAAUUGUUUAAUAAACAAUGUAUAUAGAUGCUCUUUCACAUAAAAGUAUUGGCAAUCUUUGUGACACAUACAAAGAAAAUUCUUAAAAUACGAGUUUUUGUUUAUUUUCAUUGAUCAUUUAUGUUUGUAAAAUGUAUGAAAUAAGAAGAGCUUCCAUUAGGACCCACUGUUAGUUUCUAGUGCUCAAGGAAAGAUUUGAGCAUUCUGUCAAGCUGGGUAAAUAGAAAAAAUAUGUGUAACAUAAUCAUACAUGUAUCUUGGACAACUAUAAAUGAUAAUAAUCAUAAUAAUGAUAGAUAAUGAUUAUUUAGCUUUUUCUGUGUGCUAAGCACUCUGGUUUUACAUGAAUUAUCUUGUUUUGUCCUUGCUACAACUCUGUGAGGUAGUGUUAUCUCAGUUUACAGAUGAAGAAACUGAAGCCUAGGGAUAUUUGGUAGCUUGCCCAAGGUCACAGAAAAAUAGUCAAGGACUCCAGCCUAGUUCUCUCUGACUCCAAAGCUCAUUGUUCUUACCUGCUACACAUAAUUCCCUCCCAUUAAUACAGAUCCUAUAGGUUGUUACUUCUAAGAAUUAGCAUUGAGAAUCUUAAUGGAUAGUACAUUUUUCUGGUUUCUCUUGAAUCUGUUUAUAGAUCAUGGUGAUUUAUGUGACAUUUUUCUUUGUAUAAGAGAUUAUACACACAUGCAUCACUGGAGUGAUGUAGUUAAGGGAUGUAAUUUAGGUCUUUGUUGAUGUUCCAUAUUCAUUAUAUUAACCAUCUGCACUUUUAAGUCAACUAAACUAUUUCAAUAAUAGAAGACGAAGCUAACAGCUUUCAUAAUUUUCAGAUGUCAAAACAAAAAGGUAAAAUUUUAUAAUUGAUCUAGGAGAUAGUUUAAAGCCAUAUUAAAUGUUUUUCAAAAUCUAUGGUCAGAAUCCUUUUGUUGUGUAAUCCUUAUUCCUGCUUUCACUAAAGACUUAGCCCAAUUGUAGGAUGCGAUAUUCCUGAUACAACAAUAAGAGUUUUUAAAUAGUAGUAUAUCAUCGUCACUUUAUCUUCAAAAAGAUAAAUUGUACAGAAUUUGUCAUCUGUAACGGUUUUUUCCAAACUGUUUAUUUUUUCAUUAGCAAUACAUUAUGAAGUGUAUUUUGCUUAAAGUACUUAAAAUUCUAAGUUGCCUGAAAUUGUGCAAAUUCUUGCUGAAAGUCUUUGAAUUCAGUACAAACUUUCUGUCCUCCUCUACUUUCUUUACCCCUUAGCACUGUAGCUGACCUCGAGGGGGCAUAUGCUUCUAGUUUUGUAUUCUACACAGUACUUUUCAGUGAAUGUGUGUAGACUUCAUAGGCCUGUUGGUGAGGGAAUAUUGUGUUCAAAUGGAGAAGAGGUGGUGUAUGACCACGAUGGUCCAGAAUCCUUCGGCUGCCAUCUAGGCAACAUGUGUUGAACUUACAAUUUUAUAAAGAAUACCUUGUCUGGGGUAAGUAGUGCUCAAUAAAAUUGGCUGGUUUUUACAUAAAGUAAACAUGAAAGUGUCUAGUGGGCACUUAUUAAUCACAUAAUGCUAAAUAAUAAGGUUAUUGUGAACAUAAACAUUAAAGGUGGUUGCUAGGGGAAAAAAAGGCUUUCUGAAGAAGAGCCCCCAAAUAGAAGAAAAAUACAUAUAGGUGAGAAUAACUUGGUUGAUGGAAUUAUGAUUCUAAGUAAUGAAAGAGUCAACAAUGAGAAGGUUAAAAAGGCUCAAGGGCCAGGUCCCUUUGGGUGAAGAAGGCAGUCUGGAAAUACCCUCUCAUUUAAAGAGGACCCAAAUAUGUAUCACUAAAGCUUUAAGUACAUUAUGUCUAAUUUUCAUAAAAACCCUGCAAACAAUAGGAAUUGAGACCCAAGAAAUAUCAAAUAACUUGCCUAAAGCUACAGAGUUAGAGACUAAAGGUGCAAGGGAGUUUACUUAGAGAUAUUUUAUUGUCCCAUGUUGCCUCAAAUAUAAAGCUUGGACAGCUAUGAAAAUGGAAUAGAUGUGCGAGAAAGAUCUUAAAGCCUAAGCUCUAUACAAAAUGCUUCUCAAAUUUAUUGUGAAUUGUAUUAUAUUAUAACAAAUAUAUUAAUAAAAAGUAUUAUGCCCUCUUAGUAAUACCCAGUA
Molecule: messenger RNA, 4806 nt
Organism: Zalophus californianus (California sea lion)
Lineage: Eukaryota; Metazoa; Chordata; Mammalia; Carnivora; Otariidae
Gene: NDUFS1
Product: NADH:ubiquinone oxidoreductase core subunit S1
Exons: 19
Coding region: 307-2490 (727 amino acids)
Biological process (GO): ATP synthesis coupled electron transport
Cellular component (GO): membrane
Molecular function (GO): NADH dehydrogenase (ubiquinone) activity; iron-sulfur cluster binding
Source: RefSeq, a predicted model, not a curated record